GUGAAGUUCACAAGAUCAGCGCCGGGCUUAACAAAUUGGGGAACAAGUUUGCUGUCAUCAACUGGUCCCUGCAGUUCGAGAAAGUGAUUCACGACAAACGGUCUCUUCUUGGCUACGUGGUGUACUAUCGUGAGGCCCCGUUCCAAAACGUGACACUCUAUGAUGGUCGGGAUGCUUGCAAAGAAGAUGUGUGGAAGGUGGUUGAUGCAGAUGUAGGUGUUGAAAACCAGAUCAUUGCCCACCUAAAGCCAUUCACGCAGUACGCUGUCUAUGUCAAGGCCUACACACUGUUCACAACAACCUCAACACAAGGAGCACAGAGUGACAUCUUUUACUUCAAGACCCUUCCUGCAGCACCAAGCCAGCCUCAGAACUUAAAAGCACAUCCUGCUAAAGACUCAAAACUUGUCAUCAGCUGGACACCACCGAAGCACCCCAACGGGGAUGUACGGUACUAUCGGGUGGUGGGCAUAGCCCAGCCCAGUGCUCCUCAACACCAGUACUUGGGCGAGAGCCGAGACUACUGCAUCGACCCGGCACUGGGAUUUCGGGGCAAGCCGGAUGGUAAAGAUCCACUAGCCCCCACAUCGUCAGAGCCUGCUGAGAAGCCACUUGCCAAGCCCACUGACACUUCGCCUGCCAAGGCGCCAUCAAAUGACACCUGCCCACCGUGCCAGAGUGCUCGGGACCGUGAGGUCAAUGAGGAAGAAGUUGAGGAUCGGACGGGCUUUGAGGACGCCAUACAUAAUGUCGUCUUUCAAAAAAGGCCAGACGCGAUCAAACCAGCAGAAAGGCACAAGCGCUCGUACCUCCAAGGAGAAAGUGAGACAGGGCGUGACAACGGCCUGGAGGGAGAGAGCGCAAGCACUGCGGAAAUCACCACUUCCCCAUCGCCACUGUCCCUGCCCUCGUCGGCACUCCUUCCAACUCCCUUGACCUCGCCCGCUGCUACAGCCGGUGGAGGAAACGGAGGCUCCUCCAUCAAGGACAUGCUGGACGUCUUCGACGUGUGUGGUUCGUCUAAUGGCAAUGCAUCCUCCGCGGAACACCACUUUUGUGCUUGGGUGUCAAAUCAGACACAGAUGCUGCAAGAAGGACUGCACCACUUCACGGAUUACUCGAUACGGGUCCUUGCUUGUCACAAGAGGUUGCUGGGCCGGGACAACAAACCUCUCUACACUUGUGACACUAAUGCGAAGUUUGGGAAUGAGUUAAUGUGUUGCAGCUUCGAGUCCCUCACACGGAUUCGCACACUUCCUCUAGCUGAGGCAGAUGACAUCGACAGCUCUUCGGUGGUGGUCCAGCACGAAAAUACCACCUCCUCUGAUGGAAGCGCCGGUGGCCUCUUUGUCAAGUGGGCACCGCCGCCAGAUCCCAAUGGUUUCAUUGUGUCCUAUCAAGUCGAGUACAAAAUGGUCAACCAAGAAAAGUUCAAGCCGUUCCAGUUCUGCGUCUCCCACAGUGAAUUUUUUAGACACGGUGGGCGUGUUAUUCAUGGCCUUGCACCGGGUAACUACUCCUUCCGUGUGAUGGCUUCAUCGCUGGCUGGACCUGGAAACUGGACCCGUCCGGUUUACUUCGUUAUUGCUGAACGCACGGAAGUGAUCUCCCAAGGAGCCAUAAUUGCCAUCUGCCUCGUGGUCGUGGCCAUCGUGGCCGCAGCUGCUGCAGUCAUGUGCUUCAUCUACCAGAAGAAGAAACGAAACCCAGAGGUUCCCAAUGGGCUUCUUUACUCUUCAACAAAUCCAGAGUAUGUCAGUUCAGUGUAUGAACCCGAUGAAUGGGAAGUGCCCCGCGAGUCCAUUCAAGUGGUGAAGGCACUGGGCCAGGGUUCCUUUGGCAUGGUCUACGAAGGACUCAUCUACAACUUGAAGCCAGACAAACCAGAGACGAGGUGUGCCAUAAAGACGGUCAAUGAAAGUGCCUCAAUGCGUGAACGAAUAGAAUUCCUCCAAGAGGCAUCUGUCAUGAAGGCCUUCAGCUGUCAGCAUGUGGUCAAACUGCUAGGUGUGGUGUCCAAGGACCAGCCUGUGUUCGUCCUAAUGGAACUCAUGUCACACGGUGACCUGAAGACUUACCUACGCUCACACAGGCCAGACAAUGAUCCUAACGACGAGGCCACUCAACCGCGAGGCACUCCUCCCACGCUCAAGCAGAUCCUCCAGAUGGCAGCAGAGAUAGCCGACGGAAUGGCGUACCUGACAGCGAACAAGUUUGUGCACCGGGAUCUGGCCGCUCGCAACUGCAUGGUGGCGGAAGACCUGACAGUCAAGAUUGGUGACUUUGGCAUGACGCGAGACAUCUACGAAACAGACUACUACAGAAAGGGGGGCAAGGGCCUGCUCCCCGUACGCUGGAUGGCCCCUGAAUCACUCAAGGACGGAAUCUUCACCAGCCAUUCGGAUGUCUGGUCAUACGGAGUAGUGUUGUGGGAGAUGGCGACGCUGGCCUCCCAGCCUUACCAAGGUUUGUCAAAUGAGCAGGUUCUAAAGUAUGUCAUCAGUGGUGGUAUCAUGGAGAAGCCGGAAAACUGCCCUGAAAAACUGUACCAGAUCAUGAAGCUGUGCUGGGAGCGCAUCCCACGGUCAAGACCAAAUUUUGUGCAAGUCAUCGAGAUGCUCUUGAACGACGUGGGACCUCACUUCAAGGAGGUCUCCUUCUACCACACCUGCUACCUCAAGAACAAGGAGAGGCGCUCCUCAAUGCCCACAGACAAGAAUGCUGCUGGCGCCGCUGCUGCUGCUGCUGACUUCGACGAGGAAGAAGAGGAGGAGAACCUGACGGCAGAGACUCCUCUCUGCAAUGCUCCAACCACUGCUUCAGAGCAGCGGCCUCGUGGCUUCAUGCCAGACGUGUCGUCACUCAACGACAUGGAUGAAGACCACCUGCAGCGAUGUUUCUCCGACGAGAUAGAAGACGACGACGACCCCGACAUGGACGCGGCCGAUCUAGCGUUGGACUUGGCUGCCGGUGACCCGCCCGUGUCAGUGUAUGUGCCACCGUCGCAUGGUGGACAAAAUUCUCCUCUGCGCGAGCAGGAGCAGCAGCAGCGGCCAGGUGACGAGCUCCCUCCCUCUGACGGGAGCAAGGGGAGUAAGGUGAGCAACCUGUCCAACGGGAGCAUUGUGAAUGGACGCAUGUGCUUUCCGCAGCUUGGAAGCCGGACUACUGCGUGCUAGCACUGGGCCACCUGAGAGCUCAGAGGGUCUAAGGGUUUUCUGCGACACGGCGGGCAUGCCAGGUGGUCAAGGGGGGGAAGGGGUUCCUCCCACAGGCAGGUGCAUUGCGCCAUCCCUCGCCUUCUGCCAUCACCAAUGUUCCUGUUCGCUCGCCAUGCGGGAUGGCGGGCUUCUCUCAGGCACCACCUGGGCUGCUUCACUCUCAUCAGCCACUCCACACGACAGGGGCCAUUGCACUGGCGAAAAAAGAAGGCCCGACAGAGUGCACCAUGUGUUUGUGUUGGUCCUGAUGUGACGCGCCUGCUGCCGCAAGGUCCUUAUAGUAGCACACUUACUUAACGCUGCUAAAGAACACACUGCGGAGAUGCUGUGUUCUCGCGUUCCUUAGGUGUUGGCAGAGCAUGUGAAUAUAAAGUCUGUGGCAGUUCUUGCGUGCCACCGAGGAGAGUCUGGGUCACCGUUGAAACAACCAAUAGGGGCUGCCACAAGUGUGUCAUGCUGUAGGGCAGGGCGGCUGCCGUUGAAGGCCUCAUUAGUUGUUCCAACUGUUGUGACGAAAGUGUAGCUGUAUGAGAUUUCUUACAGAAUGUCACUGUAACAGCUGUGUGCUCCUUCUGAGCAAGUCUGUAGUGCUUAUUCCAGCACCUGAAAGUGUCACUUUGGCUACGAAUCACUGCUGCAGAUGCUCACACCUCAUUCGCUUUGUCAUCAGCACAGAGGUGCGCUGAGCUCCACUCACAAUUUAGACGAAGGGGGCCGUCGUUGCUGCGGUCAUUGGUCCACUGUGUGUUCUGGAUGUGUUUAAGCAUGUCUCAAUUGAACACAAGACACAAAUGCCUGCCAUGUAUCGUGGAGACAUGUGUCCAGUUGCAGUCCAUCAUACAGCCUGACAUUCAUGCUGUAGCGGCAGUAACAUUAGCAAUUCGCUGCCUAGCCAUUCUGGUCGUUGAUUUGUAACAGCACGCGUUGCAGUAACAGACCGUUCAAUUACUGCAUUGUACCCUUUUAUCAUAGCAGGAACUAUCUGAGGACCUUUUUGUGACUGGGCACAUUCGGCUGCUUUGAGACCACGCAACACAACAUUUCUGAAAUGCUUAACUCCUUACAUGGUUUCUAGGGUGGUCGAGAGAAAUGCCCAUCAUGUAGUUCCUUAUGCCAGCAGAUGAGGCUGCAGUUGCACUGACUAUUACCAUCGCUAUUGGGGUGGCAAGGAAAAGGAGCUUGUAUUGAGGAAGCUUGCCCUUCAUAAGUGCAAGAAAUUUCAUGAUCAAAAUGCUGUGGAUCUUGUCUAUCAAAAGUGGCCACAACGUUGCUGCACGCGGGCCGCACAGUUUGUGCUAUUUUUUGCAAGAGCACCGAAGCAGUCAUCUUUCUAAAAAGAUCGAUUGCAGUAUCUUUGGCAUUUGGGGUCAUUAGGCAUACUCUUUGUCGUGGAACUGUUUUACUUUUGAAGGUGGUGGUUUCAGCCCAGGGCUUUUGACAACACACUUUCAGUAUGACAAAACUGGCCACUUUACUUUUCGUGACAUGUCCAUUUAGCCUAAAGUGUCAAUCUUGGCAAGCAUUGUGUUGGCAUGACUGUUUGACAUGUAAACACAAUACCAUUUGAGGCAUUGAGAGAGUUUGAGGCUUCAACUACAUGCAUGUUUUCCUUCAGUUAUUCUCAUAAACUAAUUUCAUUACAUUGUAUUCUCACUGAACAAAUGUAUUUAGGGUCACUGCAUUCAUGUUAUGUAGCACUUCCGCACACUACCUGCUUUGGGAAUUUUCCCAUUUCACUGAUAUACACUAGCCUUGUAUGUUUUACACUCCUCUGCUUCAAUGUCAAACCUUUUUGUUCGAAGAGGAAGGGGUUAGGGCAACAGCACAAGGUAUAUAAGCGGGUAAUGCAUCUUCGUGUGGCAAAAGAAAUCUUAUCUUUUUUUUUUUUUACUCAAAUCAUCUUUCUUUCACAUUUUUUUUUUGCCUACAUGCAACUGGUUGGCCCUUCAUCGUGCCAGCAGCUUCACGUUUUUAAGUAUUUUAUGCCAUGACGGUCAUCACCACAUCUAGUCACAUCUUUUGCUUCAUUCUCCGUUUGUACGUAACUAUGUAAAAUAGCUUCACUGAGCUUGGC
This is a messenger RNA of Rhipicephalus sanguineus (brown dog tick), 5295 nucleotides long. RefSeq names its product insulin-like growth factor 1 receptor. The record is from RefSeq and is a predicted model, not a curated record. Gene Ontology annotation, biological process: positive regulation of MAPK cascade; glucose homeostasis; positive regulation of phosphatidylinositol 3-kinase/protein kinase B signal transduction. Gene Ontology annotation, molecular function: insulin receptor activity; insulin receptor substrate binding; ATP binding. Lineage: Eukaryota; Metazoa; Arthropoda; Arachnida; Ixodida; Ixodidae. Gene Ontology annotation, cellular component: membrane; axon; insulin receptor complex.